Messenger RNA from Cyclopterus lumpus (lumpfish), 7389 nucleotides. It is a transcript of the gene mroh1, whose product is annotated as maestro heat-like repeat family member 1. Gene Ontology annotation, cellular component: cytoplasm. Lineage: Eukaryota; Metazoa; Chordata; Actinopteri; Perciformes; Cyclopteridae. The transcript is spliced from 45 exons. The record is from RefSeq and is a predicted model, not a curated record. The coding region runs from base 289 to 5199 and encodes 1636 amino acids.
UGUUUACACCUGCAGUGACAGAGAGAGACACACGCAGCGCUGACAGGGCAAGCAGCCUUUUUUGUUUGAACCGACACAAGAAGCAGUUUUCUGGGUAAUUGAUUAGCGGACGCUCGCAAGGGCACUCGGAGCUCCGUGCUCGUGAAAGGUCACCGCGCCAGUUAGCCGUCGGCUCUCCGCCCCGUAACUUCACCCCCCUGUCGUCCCCGGUGUGUCUGACAGGCAGCCUGCGCCCACCUCUACCCCGGGAGGGAAGCUCCAGGAAGCCGAGCCCCCUUGCUGUCCACCAUGGACGAGACGGAUGUGGAACAGGUGACCCUGGCUCUGCUCGAUGCGGCCACUGAUAAAGAUUCAGAGGUCCAGGAACAGGUCAGAAAGUCUAUGUUGACUCUGGGAAAACAGCAGCCAGACAGAGUGUUGGCCAUGUGUCAGGACUACCUCCUGAAACACCCCAAGUUGGUUGUAAGCCACAGAGUUGUGAUUCUUCAAACCAUUGAGCUGAUCGUUGGCUGCAGGAUAGACGCGAUCAGUUGCCCCAGGAUAAAAAGCAUCAUCUCCCUGGCUUCAGAUGAGAUGACGCGAUCAAAAGAGGUCGUCCCCGAUUGGCAGCAGGCGGCCAGUAAUAUUUUGGUUGCUGUGGGUAACAAGUACAUCAAUGACAUCAUGGAGGAAAUACUAAGCAAGUUUCAGCCGGGGCUCCUACCGCACUUCUUUGUGGUCCAGACACUGGCCAACCUGUCUGAUUCCAAUGUUUAUGGUAUGGUUCCCUUCCUGAAUGCUAUUCUGGGCACCAUGUUGCCGAUGUUGAGCAUGGCCAAACAUGACAACAUGAAGUGGGUCUUUUCCUCCGCUCUGUGUCAUUUCAGCGACGGUAUCUUGGAGUACCUCGCCAACCUGGACAAGGCUCCGGAUCCCACUGUGAGAAAGGACACUUUUUCCAGUGAAAUCUUUGCUGCUUUUGACAUCCUCUUCAAUAAUUGGUUGCAAAGCAGGGAGUCUAAGUUGAGGCUAACGGUAGCGGAGGCAGUGGGCUCUAUGUGCCAUCUGAUGGCGAGUGAUAAGCUGGAGGAACAGAUUCCUAAACUCAUUCCUGCCAUCUUGUCCCUCUACAAGAAAAACAACGAGCACUACAUCAUCAGCAAGAGUCUGUGCCUCGUGCUCGAUGCUUCGGUCAGUAUGGGCAGCAGGGUGCUGGAGACGCAACUGGACGGUCUGCUCCUGGCACUGCAUCAACAGGUGUCGACCCCGGUUGACUACAGCAACGCCCCCACUGUGAAGAACCACAACGAGGUCCUGCGCUGCUUCAGCUUGCUCGCUAACUCCUUCCCGGACCGAAUGGUCAUGUUUGUUCUCCAGAAGUUGGAGAACAGUAACGAGCGAAACAGGAUGGGCUCCCUGGCCGUCCUGCGUCACCUCAUCAACUCUACGACGUCCACAAUGGAGAGUAAGAAGCUGCUGAUUCUGGCCAGCAUCAGACAACCGAUGGCUGACCACAGCAACAAGGUCAAGAAGCGCGUGGUGCAGGUGAUCAGUGCGAUGGCUCAUCACGGCUACCUGGAGCUGGAGGGAGGCGAGCUGCUGGUUCGAUUCCUCGUGCAACACUGUGCCUUACCCGACACAUACCGGCGAGGCCAGAAGCCCACAGAUCCGGAGGAGGUGACGAACGAGGCGCUGAGGACGAUGUGCGACAACACGCUUCACCUCCUGACCACCACUGUUGGACGACUGGCCGAUGUACUUUGGCCGAAGCUGCUGUACUUUCUGACCCCUUCACAGUUCAGCAAUGCCGCCUCUCCUCUGUGCAAGAGUCUGAUAGUUCUGGGCAACAAGAAGAAAAGUAGCCAGGAGCCCAGCUUCAACAUAGACUUUGCCCAGGAAGUCAAUCUGCCCUCCCCUCAAUUACUAUUGGUCCGACUGCUGUUGAAUGCAGCGUUCCCAUUCAGCAGCAGAGGUCAUGGAGCUCCGUCCCUCUCGCUCCUUCAGACCCUCAGCGUCAACAUCCAUCCCAAAACGGAGGCACUGUGGGAGAAAGAGAUACCUCCUCUGCUUUCCACUCUAGAGGAGUCGACGACCGAGAGCCUGGACAAGAAGGACUGGGAUGAAAAGUUGCUGAAGCUCUUGUCUAACACCCUGGUGACUGUUGAUGACGACAAGUGGGUGUGCCAGUUGGCAGCCGAGGCAACAAGAUACCUCCCCACGUAUAACGCCGCCUUAGAAGAGAAAAGUUUCCUGUAUCGAUGUAUAGGAACGACUCUACAACGGAGUUUCAACAAGGAGUUGGUGAAGAAGCAGCUGCAGGAAAUGCUCCUGGCAGCGCGACACAGUGACGCCGUCGAAAGAGAGGGAGUUGCAAUGUCUGUCGGUCUGUGUGCCAACAGCCACCUCGAGGGAACGCUGGCCAAGCUGGAAGAGUUCGGCAAGUCGGACGCCUUCAAGAAGUCGCCGAGCAUCUUCAACCUUCUCAAGGAACGUAACGACGUUGAGAUCGAGAAGGUGAAAAGCACACUGAUCUUGUGCUACGGUCAAGUGGCUUUCAACGCACCUCCAGAAAAGAUUCUAACCCGCAUUGAUCAAGACAUCCUUCGCUGCAUCAAUAAACACUUCAACACCAAGGUUCUGGGGAUUAAAGUAGAGACAAAGGACCUGACUAUGAAACUCAGUUUGAUCCAGAGUGUCGGGCUCAUAGCCAGAGCCAUCCGCGUGUGUGUGAAGAAACAAGGCUACGUCUUCUCACGCAAACAGGAGCUCAUUACUCUCAUGCUGGAUUUGAUCAAAGCAGAGCCAGCUGACUCGUUGAGGACUCCAGUGCGCCAUCUUGUGAUGACCUCCUGUGCCAACCUAAUGCCUCUGGACCCGGCGCUGAGCGAGAACGAGAGCUUCGACUUGCUGAAGGUUUGUGUGAACAGUGUGUUCUCUCUGCCGCCGGAGACGCACACGCCGGAGAAAAUAAAGGAAGAGGAGACGCUGGACCCCAAGCAGAGACAGGCAUUGUACAGAGACACGUUGGCUGCACUGCAGGAGCUGCUGAAAAGUGUCCUAGCCAAGGAUCCCACGCCCGAUGGCCUGCAGAGUGUCUUCAAGCAUCUUGAAUCGUGGUUGAGCUCCGGACAGGACCACGAGAGGGAGAGAGCCGUCACGGUCGCUGCUCACAUGCUGGCUUACUACCUGGACAACCUGACUGUCAAGAACAUGGUGUCUUUCCACAACCUCGGUGCUCUGCUGGGCCGACUGUCUCCGCGGUGUUCUGACCCUCGGCCCGCCGUGCGCACCGCUGCCAUGGACUGUAUAUACUCUCUGCUUUACAUCCAGCUGCGCUACGAAGGUUUCUGCCUCGACUAUAAGGAUGACGGUGUGGACAGUCUGUUGCCCCUAAAAGACCGACUAGAGAACCCUGACCAUUCAAUUCUAUACAAGACCUGCUCCGACCUCACCAAGGUGAUGAGUAAGCGUCUGCCUCAGGAUCAGCUGACGACGUUGGUGUUCAUGUUGUUUGAAGGGCUGGCCGACAGUCAGGCAAACUGCUGCAGAGCCUCAUCUGUCAUCCUAAAUACUCUGCUGAAGAACAGAGGAGGAGGACUGCACGAGCUGGUCCCAGAGAUGAUGGAGGUGCUACAUGCGCGCCUGCAGAGCAUCACCGAGGAGCAGGUGCGAGUGGCAGUGGGACAGACUGUACUCAUCCUGGCUUCUCAGCAUCUGCAGGCUGUCAUCAAUACGCUAGUUAACCAACCGCUGCCUUUUGACAGCUGGACCAGCGAGAUGUGGAUGGCCCUGGGAGCCGACCCCAUUGUAGCCAAUCAGAUCUUUGAGAUGGUGAUCGAGAAGCUUCUCAUCAUGGCGCCCUACGUCGAUCAGAGGGAGUCGAUGAUCAGAGGAGGGACGAGAAAGGUGGCCACCUGUCAGCCGCUGGCUAUGACAUGUGGCCUCAAAGAGCUGUUGUUGAACGGCAACAGUCAGGAGGCGGCAGUCGGCACGUUUCCUCAGCUCUUCUCGUGUCUCACGGUCAGACUGGGAGCAAGUGUCGGGGUCUCGGCACCGAGGGACAACAACACGAAGCAGACGGCUUCCGUCCACGUCGCAGGGGUGGCGGCGGACGCUCUCCGAAUCUUGUUGGCACGAGCCCAGUUAGACGAGGUGAUGAAAAGACUGGAUGAAGAUAACGCCUGGGACGCAAUGAAGGAACAGGGUUCACACACUGCUGGAGUUACACUGCUGGCGAGGGCGAUGGCUAAGCAUGCUGGUCCCAGGCUGCCCGCCAUUGUGGAGUCUCUGUGCCCCUCCUUGAACAACAUUUACGAAUGCCAGAGAAUCACCGUCACGGCUUUCUUCUCCGAGCUCUUAAACCAUCACGUGGUGACGGAGUUGAUGCUGAUGGACGUGUUGAUGAACAACAUGAUGGAGAGGAUAUCGGAUCCCUGUUGCACCGUCCGCAUGCUGGCUGUUCGGGGGCUGGGCAACAUAGCCACGGGAUCGCCUGAGAAGGUGAACAAAUACGCCAAGGAGCUGCUGGCAGCCAUGAGUUCAGGCAUGGAGGAGAAGGACGAUCCAGGUAAGCUGAUUACCCAUGAAGCCAUGUCGGGUCUCUCCAAAGUUCUCGUCUACCUGGACAAGAAGAACGUCCACUUAUUAGUGGUCUAUAUCUUCAUGAAGAUCAAACCCUUCCUGGAAAGUGAGAACGAUGAGAUCCGCUGUGCUUCCAUCCAUCUCAUGGGGAACCUGUCCAAGUUUGGCUCGGGAGAGGCCGUGUUCAAAGACCAGAUCCACAAUGUCCUGGUCAGCCUGCUGUUGCACCUGGUUGACCCGAGCCCCGAGGUGGUCAAGGCGUGUAAGUAUUCGAUGCGAGUGUGUGCUCCUGUCGUGGGAUCGGAGCAGAUCACGGCCAUGUUCCAGAACCACCUUCACGAUGAGAAGAGUCUGCACUACGGAGAGUUUAUCAAUGACCUCACCAAGUACCUGAUUGAGGAUUUUCCAGGUAUGCUGAACUUUUAUCACAUAUCGGUCAUCCAGUUCUUCAAGAGCAACUGGGCCGAGGUCAGAGCGGGAGCGGCCAUGUUUAUAGGCUUUCUGCUGGGGAAUCUUCCAGAGGAGCAUUUCUCCCACCUCAACACGGGCACCAUCACUAAAGGCUUAGUGAUGCUGCUCCAAGAUCCAGCUCCUGUGGUGAGAGUGAAGGCUGCUGAGGCCAUGGGACGUUUCCACUGACACACAAAGACCUGCAUGCACAUCUUAGUGUUUCCUUUAGUCUCCAAUGCAGCAGAAACAAGAAUAUUUAGGCCCACAGUUUAUAAAAACACACAUUUAAACUAUUUAAAUGUACAGUAACUAUAACAGUAUUCAAAUAUCACAAUUGCAUUUCAUUUAAACCAAAAAAAUACGGGACCAAAGCAGGAACAAAUAAGGAGCCGGAAGCCAAACCCAAUUUACCAAUCUAUCACCAAAUCAUACAGAAUGAACACGUAUUGUUACGCACAUGUAUUUAGCAGCUUCGGUAAGAUUUAACUGUGGGACUUGAGAGGAAGUGUUGCUCCUCAGCUCCACGUCGGUGACCAAAGACUGUGCUGCUCCUGGUGUUUUGGCCUUCUGCGAGAGACAAUGCCAACGAGAUAGAAGUUUAUAAUGCAACAGGACCUUUAGAAUAAAUCUAGUUUCUUCAAAUAUUCAGAGAGAGAGAGAGAGAGAGAGAGAGAACCAGCAUUUCAUGAGAAGGAUGCAAUUGAAAGAAAACGUGAUAGUUGGGUUCUCAUCGCCGUGUCCAGUAGUCGAGAUCAUCUUAGCUGACUUCAGCCAGCAAUAAACAGACGGGAACCUCUUUUUACUUUUGACUUUAAUAUCUCACCUCGGCCCUUUUGCGUCUGUGCACAACUAACGUUUUCCAAUGGGUGGAGAAAAUGGAGAAUUUUUGAGGUGCUUUGGGAAUAUUAGUUUUGAAAGAUCCAACCGUUUUACUCAGGCGGAUGCGACCGUCCUGCUUUUUCGGUCCCCAACGUGUCAAACUGGCUGGUUCAGAAUCAGUUAAAGCAGUUUAACGAUCUACACGACUCUCUUGAGCCACGUUAACAUGUCGGUGCCACGCUGGACACUUCCCGGCGUCCCUUGAGCUGCACACGGUUUAUGGUUCAAUAUCCAGUGUUGCUAGGCAGACCACAAACAAGUAGUGCCAAAUGUUCAUUGAUAAUAUAAAUAAAUAAAUAAAUAUAUAUAUUAUAAUGACACCACAAAGACGCUGUAAAUGAUUCCCUCUUUGAAUGCACUUUGAUGUUGUUUCCAUAUCGUUAUUGCAUUAAGUGUUUUGAGGUUGUACAGUUUUAGGCCACCGUUGACCUCUUCCAGUCGUGUACAUAGUGUGUGUGUGUGUGUGUGUGUGUGUGUGUGUGUGUGUGUGUGUGUGUGUGUGUGUGUGUGUGUCACGCCCGUGCACACGACUUCAACUUGUUGUGGCUCCCAAAUGAAUUCACUCAAAUGCCAACAAGGAGGGAUGCAAAAUACUCCAUUGUGCGUCUUCCUAUGAAUGAGUCAGGAGAAAGCAAUACAUUGAUUGUUUCUAGAUUACAUUAAUGAUUUAUAUGUAUGUUUACCUCUGUUGCACUUUCAAGCUCUCAUAUAGUUCCUGAUUUUUUUUUUACACGUUUUUCUUUUAUCUUGAUAUUUUCUUUAAUGGGCACAAUUUUCGUUCUUUUUUUCCCCUCAUUUUCAGAUAAUUAGAAAGAAAGCGUUUAUAUAGUUGGAACAGAAAAGUAAAUGUUUCCCAUAAUGCGACAAGUUGUUAGUGGGUGGGAAAAAAACGAUGUAUCAAUCAAAAUGUAAAAGGCUGCUAUUUGUUGUAUUAAAUGUUCUUCUAACACUACGGCUUCGUUUGGGGGUGAAUAGAACAUAUUCACGUUCUGAGUUUUAAACUGUUAACUUUAUACUACUGAUUUCUUUCUUCUUUUUUUAAAAAGUUAUGUUUAAUGAGUGUCCCGGUAUGUACGACACACGUGUGCACGUCACUGGACUGGAAGACAGAGCGGAUGAUUGCAAUCAAUGUAUUUAAAAUAAACAGAUCAAUUAAAAAGUAUGAUUAGGGUGAUUUCUUUGGUUUGCAUUGGCAUUGUGAUCACAAUAUAUAACAUUAAUUUAGUUUUAAACACACGGGUGGUAAUAACGACGCUCUCGGCCUAUAACUGCAGCGUGUUUCCAUCCCCGCUCUUCGUCGAGGAGUCGUCUGCAUGCUCUUAUGAUCACAUGUCGACGUUAUGAUGUUCAUAUGAUCUCCUGUUGGAGCUGUUGGUCUGACCCUCUUUGUUCGUGUGGAGCAGCAGAGUAAAUACGAGCAGACAGACACGGUAAACACAACUAUUGUGCGUUUUCAGACGGGGGCACGACGACACGUUGACGACACGCGUCAUUCUUCGA